AUGAUUUGCAAGAGGAAAACAAGUACAGCAAGUUAUAUAUCGACGCUUCUUCAACUGUACAUAUUAUUAAGCGUAGCUGUGGGUACUAUUUAUUUUCAUCACGUUAAAGAAUCUGAUUUCAAGCCAAAUCGUUACUACACUUGUACCGCUGAAAAUACCAAACUCAAAGAUUACAAAUUCGGUAGUCAGUUUCGCCUGGAUGUAACAAAGAAUCGCCGGCGAGCAUUAACAUCACCGAUACCUCCGAGCGAGCAAUAUGUAAACCAAAGUUCUCCGAUUGCUUUGCAAGGCACAACUCAUAAACUUCACUGUUUCUUUAGUGGAUAUCCGGAACCACGACCAGUAUGGCGACAUAAUGGUGUUGAUAUUUCGGAGGAUGAUCCACGAUUUAUCUUUGAAGCAUACGGAAAAACUUUAGUCUUCAAUGUUAGCUUAGAAACAGAAGGGCAAUAUGAGUGUGUUUUUAAAGCUCAGUCAAAUCUAGAUCGCCGUUUCAAUGUUGUUGUUGAAGCCGCGCCGUAUUGGCCAUCAGGCCCACCACCAGAUAAAAGAACAAGUGAAGGAGAAGACGUGACCUUCGAUUGCACUGCUUAUGGCAAGCCGACUCCUGUUGUUUCAUUCUUUAAAAAUGGUGUUGAAAUGACUCCGCGAGACGAUGAUGAAAACAGAAAUUGGAAAAUAACAGGAAGCAUCCUGACAUUAAGGAACGUUAAGAAAGGUCUGGCUGGUAGUGGUGAUAAUGCUGUUUAUCAGUGCAAAGUAAAAAACAAACAUGGGUACUUGUGGGCUAAUUUCUACCUUAAUCUUCUUGCUUUCAAACCAGAACUCCUAUCCGAUCCAGGUGAAGUCGAAGCUGUCAUCGGUCACAAUCUAACAUUAGCGUGUAAAUUUUUCGCUUCACCAAACGUUAACAUUACUUGGGAUGGUACAGUUCUUCACGGUCUACAACAUCAUGUUAUACCAGCAGAUGCUGAUGGUGUAGGAAGACUUAUUAUUUAUGAAAUCGGUCGCGAUGCAGAGGGUGAAUAUACAUGUGUUGGGACAAACAAACAUGGUACUGCAAAAGGAACAGCCCACAUCAUUGUACGAGAGGCAACAAGAUUAACACCUUUCGAGAAACGGCUAGAAAAAGUUUUGGCUGGUCAAAGACUCGAAUUACUCUGUGAAGCUGAUCAUGAUGAGAACCUGGAAGUGACUUACGAAUGGCUUGUUAAUGGAAAGCCAUUACUGGAGCAGUACAUCCAGUCUGGUCAUUAUCUCGUUACCGACAAAAAUUCAUUAAUCAUUACUAAUCCUGCAAGAUAUGAUGCUGCUAAUUAUACUUGUAUUGCGAGGACUGCACUGGAUUCUUCCGAGAAAUCAAUUCAAGUUGGAGUUGAUGAUGUUCCAAACCCGAUUCACAUGGCAUUUCUCACAAAGUGUGAUGACAUUGCUCAAAUUGCAUCUAUCAACUUUGAGGCUCAGUAUCAAAUAGAUGAAGAAACUGAUGGUGUAGUUUGGCUAACGCAUCCUCAUCCUGCUUUAGCAGAAUCGCUGCAAACAGUUGAUGAUAAUCAACGCACAGUCAAAGGAACAAUUGACGUUUCACUUCGGCCAUUUGGCAAAUAUCGUUUUCGCAUAUUUGGUCGAAAUGAUUUCGGUGAUGGCGCACCAACAGAUGUCAAUGGCGGUUGUAUCACACCAGCUCGAGUGCCUGACAAGAAUCCAGAAGGUGUUUCUGCUACUGGCACACGACCAGAAAAUCUAGUUGUUUUUUGGAAACCGAUGUCAAGAGAAGAUUGGAAUGGACGCAAUUUCCAUUAUAUUAUUCGAUAUCGGCCGGCUGGAUCCGACUCUGAAUGGAAGGAGGAAAUUGUCGAUGAUUCAUACAGUGAUCAUCAUACUAUAGAAUUGCCAGUAGAAGAACCGUUCCGACCAUAUGAAGUCCAGGUUCGUGCUGCAAACGAAAACGGAACCUCUAAUGUAUCACCGCAGUCUGUAGAAGGAAGAACAGGUGAAGGUGAUCCUGGCUAUACACCUACUGGUUUUAGACUUCUUUCUUCUGAUUCAUCUUCGGCAACAUUUGAAUGGGAUCUGAUUGAUCCACAACAAGUACAAGGAAAUUUUACAGGAAUAAAGAUUAGUUUUUGGUCAGAAGAGGAUGAAGGUGAUAAUGAGGAAGACGAAGCGUAUGAAGAACAUAUUGCUACUGCACGAACGGGGGAGAACGGUAAUAAGCGCAUCACUAUCAUUUCACCGGAAAAAAAGAGUGCUACUGUAUUUGGUCUGCGGCCAAAUAGUGUUAAUUAUGCGCAGAUUGCUGUAAUGAAUGGACAGAAUGAUGGUACACCCACUGAUCCGAUUUCAUUCCGAACAAAGGAAGGAGUUCCCACUCCGGUACAAAAUUUGGAAGCAUACCCUAUGAAUGGUCGUAAUGAGCAAGACAGUGGUGUUGUUGUUGUACGAUGGGAUAGACCACGAUUUUAUAAUGGUCGUUUGAUUGGUUACACAGUUGAAAUAUGUUCAGUAGAUGCUGACGGACUUAUGGAGCAAAGGGAGAAUUGUCCUAUUAGGCAACACGAUCAUAAAUAUCGAUUCAUUGUUUAUGGGAAUACAAAUGCUGGACGAGGUGACCCUAACUCAAAAGAUGUGAUGACCUUAACGGAGGACGUGAAAUUCUUCUGUAAGUUUGAUCAUUAUAAAAAGUUUAGUAAAGGCUCGCUUUUCUCAAAUAUAAGUGCUGCCAAUAUGUAA
Molecule: messenger RNA, 2733 nt
Organism: Thelazia callipaeda (thelaziosis nematode)
Lineage: Eukaryota; Metazoa; Nematoda; Chromadorea; Rhabditida; Thelaziidae
Source: the annotation of a GenBank genome assembly